AUGGCUGCUGCAGUAACAGCCGCAGUCUCCUUGCCAUACUCCAACUCCACUUCUCUUCCGAUCAGGACAUCUAUUGUUUCACCUGAGAGACUUGUCUUCAAAAAGGUUUCAUUGAACAAUGUUUCUAUAAGUGGAAGGGUAGGUACCAUCAGAGCUCAGGUUACUACUGAGGCACCUGCUAAGGUAGUAAAGCAUUCCAAGAAACAAGAUGAAGGUAUUGUUGUGAACAAGUUCAAACCUAAGGAACCAUACGUUGGGCGGUGUCUUCUCAACACAAAGAUCACUGGUGAUGAUGCACCUGGUGAAACUUGGCACAUGGUUUUCAGCACUGAGGGAGAGGUUCCUUACAGAGAAGGACAAUCUAUUGGGAUAGUUCCGGACGGUAUUGACAAGAAUGGCAAGCCUCACAAGCUGAGAUUGUAUUCAAUUGCUAGCAGUGCCAUUGGUGAUUUUGGAGACUCCAAAACUGUUUCUCUAUGUGUGAAACGUCUUGUGUACACAAAUGAUGCCGGAGAAGUUGUUAAGGGAGUUUGCUCAAAUUUCUUGUGCGAUUUGAAGCCGGGAUCAGAAGUAAAGAUUACUGGACCAGUUGGUAAAGAAAUGCUUAUGCCAAAAGAUCCAAAUGCCACUGUCAUCAUGUUGGGAACUGGAACUGGAAUCGCCCCAUUUCGCUCAUUUUUAUGGAAAAUGUUCUUUGAGAAGCAUGAAGAUUACAAGUUCAAUGGUUUGGCAUGGCUCUUCCUAGGUGUCCCUACAAGCAGCUCACUGCUUUAUAAAGAGGAAUUUGAAAAGAUGAAGGAGAAAGCACCUGAGAACUUCAGGCUUGACUUUGCAGUGAGCAGAGAACAAGUAAACGAUAAAGGAGAGAAAAUGUACAUCCAAACCAGAAUGGCUCAAUACGCAGAAGAGUUGUGGGAAUUACUGAAGAAAGACAACACUUUUGUCUACAUGUGUGGACUGAAAGGAAUGGAAAAGGGAAUUGAUGACAUAAUGGUGUCACUCGCUGCCAAAGACGGCAUCGAUUGGACCGAGUACAAGAGAACGUUGAAGAAGGCCGAGCAAUGGAAUGUUGAAGUCUAUUAA
Messenger RNA from Lathyrus sativus (Indian pea), 1083 nucleotides. Lineage: Eukaryota; Viridiplantae; Streptophyta; Magnoliopsida; Fabales; Fabaceae. The record is from the annotation of a GenBank genome assembly.